Molecule: messenger RNA, 303 nt
Organism: Gryllus bimaculatus (two-spotted cricket)
Lineage: Eukaryota; Metazoa; Arthropoda; Insecta; Orthoptera; Gryllidae
Source: the annotation of a GenBank genome assembly
AUGAAUGGGCAUGAAGAAUCUAAAGACCCCGCGGGCAUAAAGCAAACCUAUGGGCCCGUAAGGGCUCUUGUCCUGCUGCUGGCGGCGGCCGCGCUGGCCCAGCAGGAGCAGGCGCGCGACAAGCGCGGGCUGCUGGCGGCGGGCGUGGUGGCGCCGGGCCUGGUCGCCCCGGGCCUCGUCGCCCCGGGCCUCGUCGCCCCCGGCGGAGUCAUUGCCGCCCCCGGCCUCGUCGCCCCCGGAGUCAUCGCCGGCCCCCACAAUGCAAUUGCAUUUUUUGCAAUUGAGUUUUCGCUGUUUCUUUAG